CCAAGCGAUGGCGCUGGCCCGGCGGCAGAGUUUCUUGCGGCAUUGAGGGCUUGCGGCGUCUUGAAAGAUCUGGAACUCGGCAAGAUCAUCGCGGGCAAGGUGUGGAGAGAUUGGAGAAGCUCGGAAGUUCUUUGACAGUCACAUCCAGUUCCGCGAUGCUGCUCCCUGGAACGCGAUGAUCCUGGGAUAUGUGAGGAACGAUCGGAGCUCUCUGGCGCUGGAACACUUUGCCAGGAUGAGAGGAUCGGCUUGCGAGCCAGAUGGUCGAUCGUUUGUGGCUGGAUUGGCGGCUUGUUCUAGCCUGGCAACGAAAGAACAGGGAGAGCUCAUCGAUGGAAAGCUCGUGAAACUGGAGAGUUUGGCGAGAGGGAUGGCUCUUUACUCUGACGCUGCGAAGAAGGAUUGUCACACAGAGAUCUUCGUCGCGAACUCCAUGCUGGAUUUGUGUGGGAAAUGCGGGAGCUUGGUGGAUGCUCGCAAGAUUUUCGACAACAUGGACUGCCACGACGUGGUCUCGUGGACGUCGCUGAUCCUGGUCUACGCGGAGAACUGUGAAGAAGAAAUCGCUCUCGAGUUGAUCGAGCUUAUGGAGUGCAGUGGCUGCUCUCCAAACUCUCGGACGUUCGUGGCCGGAUUGAUGGCUUGCUCGAGUUUGGCAGUGAAAGAUCAUGGCAGGCUUCUCAAAGUGAGGUGCCUGGAGAAAGGCAGGGAUUUGCACCGUCGAGCAGUGGAAAGUGGCUGCGGGGGUGAUGUUUUCGUGGCCAGCGCUCUCAUCGACAUGUACUCGAGGUGUGGAAGCUUGGUGGACGCCGAGAACGCCUUCGCAACUAUCACACCUUCUCGCGAUGGGGUUCCGUGGAACGCACUGAUCCACGGGUGUGUUCUCAACGGCAAGAGCGAGCUGGCUCUGGAGAAGUUCCAGCGGAUGAAAGCCACUGGCUGCGCUCCAAACGAUCGAACUUACAUUGCCGUGCUCGUGGCUUGCUCGAGCUUGGCCACUGCUUCCAAGGAAGAAGAAGAUGGACGAGGUUUUUCCAAAGCGAGAUGCUUGGAGAAAGGACUGGCAAUCCAUGCCGAAGCUGCGAAGUCCCAGCUCGAUUCAGACGCCUACGUCGCGAGCGCUCUGGUGGAGAUGUACGCCAGGAGUGGAAGCAUGGAGGACGCUCUUGCCGUUUUCCGGAAGAUGGUGCCAUGCCCGUCGGUGACAGCUUGGAACUCGAUGAUCUUGGGAUAUGUAGCAAGCGGGGAGAGCGAUGUAGCUCUCAAGUUCUUCGCCAGCAUGGACGAGCGGCCGGAUUCACAGAGUGUGUGUCGAGCUUAGCCGCGAGAGAAGAAGGGGACGAUCAUCGGAGAAGGAAGAGUUUCUGGCUCCAGAGAGGGAUUGAUCUUCACGAUCGAGCAGCCGAGCAGGGGUGUGAUUCCGACGUCUACGUCGCAUGCACGCUGGUGGAUAUAUACUCCAAGUGUGGUAGCAUGGAUCGAGCUCGCAGAGUCUUUGACGGGAAGUGAGAUCCAGCGAGCGUGAGCGUGGUGGCCUUGAACGCGCUGCUGCUGGGCUAUGCCGAGAAUGGAGAACCCGAGCUGGCUCUGGAGAUCUUCGAGCGCUACGAAGAAACGUCCCAAGUUAAAGAGAGAACAUGUGGCGUGCUCGAGCAUGGUGAAAUCGAUAGGAGUUCCCGAGCGGCGAAAUCUUCUCGAGAGAGGGAGGAGGAUCCACUCAAGAGCCAGGAGGAAGUUCUUCGAUGACAACGUCUUCGUCGCCUGUGAGGGAGAUUUUCUAGUUGUACACCAGGAGCUCACUCUUGACAUGAACAUACCCAAAACUUGGAUGUUUCAGCCUCCAGUAUACAAAAGAUCAUACCCACCAAAUAUACAUGAUGUGAUCCAAUAUUUA
Selaginella moellendorffii is the source of this 1894-nucleotide messenger RNA. RefSeq names its product pentatricopeptide repeat-containing protein At2g13600-like. Bases 176 to 1321 code for a protein of 381 amino acids. Lineage: Eukaryota; Viridiplantae; Streptophyta; Lycopodiopsida; Selaginellales; Selaginellaceae. The transcript has 2 exons. The record is from RefSeq and is a predicted model, not a curated record. Gene Ontology annotation, biological process: RNA modification. Gene Ontology annotation, molecular function: protein binding; RNA binding.